Messenger RNA from Lathyrus sativus (Indian pea), 774 nucleotides. The record is from the annotation of a GenBank genome assembly. NCBI's taxonomy places the organism in Eukaryota, Viridiplantae, Streptophyta, Magnoliopsida, Fabales, Fabaceae.
AUGGCUACUGCACUCGCUCUCAGAUUCAGAUCCAAUCUAACCCGCACCGCCUCCCUCUUCAUCUCCUCUCUCCAUCCACCACAAUUCAAACCCUCUCCGCCACUCUUCUCUUCCACCCCCCUCGAUUCCACCUCCUGGUUAUCCCUCUCGACCCACCGCUUCCUAUCCACAUCACGCCGCCAACCUACAUCCCGCCCCAAAAAAACCAUCGACAUCGCCGCACGCGCUCGGCAGCUCCAAGCCAAGCGUCUAUGGACCUACGGUCUCUCAUUCGCGACGUUCGCCGGUUUCAUCGUCGUCGUUCUAAACAACUUCCAGGAUCAAUUAGUCUUCUACGUCACUCCAACUGACGCAAUAGAGAAAUUCCGAACUAACCCUACCAAAGCCAAAUUUCGAUUAGGCGGUUUGGUUCUCGAGGGAAGCGUCGUGUAUCCGUCUUCUUCUCCGGGUGUCGAAUUCGUGAUCACGGAUCUGAUUACCGAUAUUGUAGUUCGCCAUGAAGGCUCUUUGCCAGAUUUGUUCAGGGAAGGACACUCUGUUGUUGCUGAAGGGUUUGUGAAGCCUUUCACGGAUGAGAUUAAAAAAGACAAUUCCUUGAAGAAAGUUUCCGCCAAGGCUAGGAGUGGAGAGUAUUAUUUUUCUGCUACUGAAGUUCUUGCAAAGCAUGAUGAGAAGUAUAUGCCUAAAGAGGUUGCUGCGUCCAUUGAGAAGAAUAAAAAGAUUCUUGAGGAAGCUAAUGCUGUGUCUGAGGUGAAACCCAACAUUGCAUCAUAG